Messenger RNA from Striga hermonthica, 553 nucleotides. The record is from the annotation of a GenBank genome assembly. NCBI's taxonomy places the organism in Eukaryota, Viridiplantae, Streptophyta, Magnoliopsida, Lamiales, Orobanchaceae.
GGUGGCUCCGCCCCUGGUCUGCCCCACCAUAUUCCCGUGCGCCUGGCCAUGUCUUCUUAUUCCUCCGGUUGGCCACCCUACAGCGCCGCAGACGCUCGCUGCCGCCGCACACGUUGACGUACGGUCGGAGCACCGACGUCCUGCAAAAAGUGGAGCUUCUAUCAGAAAACUCACACCGUUCGUACUUCCGGCCACCCCGCACAGACCUGCCGCGACCUGCGGAGAAGCUCGCCACCGACGCUCGCAGCCGCUGCCGUACGAUCUGAGCACGACCUUCCCCCGGAAACUGAAUUCUCGAUCACACCUAUCGUCGAGAGCAAGGCCGUGGCGAAGCCGUGGUCGAGACAAGUCGAGGGAACGCAACACCCGAUCCGUCAUCAUUGGUGCUUUCAUUGAGAGUGAUCGAUUGGGUGUUCGUGAACUUUUUCUAUCCCUUUCUUUUUCUUUUUUGGUCGAUUUGGGGGUUCGAAUUUCAUCAAUUUUUACCCAAAAUUUUCGAAUUUUUGUCUUAAAAAAAAAAGUGUCAUCUAGUCCUUUGUUUGAUUUUUUUUCG